Molecule: messenger RNA, 7774 nt
Organism: Equus caballus (horse)
Lineage: Eukaryota; Metazoa; Chordata; Mammalia; Perissodactyla; Equidae
Gene: HIRA
Product: histone cell cycle regulator
Biological process (GO): chromatin remodeling; DNA-templated transcription; regulation of DNA-templated transcription
Cellular component (GO): chromatin; HIR complex; nucleus
Molecular function (GO): protein binding; nucleosome binding
Source: RefSeq, a predicted model, not a curated record
CGGAGGGCGGGCGGCGCGGGAGGAAGCGGCGGCGGCGGCGGCGGCUCCAUGGCCCGGGCGCGCUGAGGAACGCGGCUCUCGCCUCAGCCCGGCGGCGGCGGUGGCGGCCGAACAAUGAAGCUCCUGAAGCCGACCUGGGUCAACCACAAUGGCAAGCCAAUUUUUUCAGUUGAUAUUCACCCUGACGGGACCAAGUUCGCAACUGGAGGACAAGGACAGGAUUCUGGGAAGGUUGUGAUCUGGAAUAUGUCUCCAGUCCUCCAGGAGGAUGACGAGAAGGAUGAAAAUAUUCCCAAGAUGCUUUGCCAGAUGGACAAUCACUUAGCAUGUGUGAACUGUGUGCGGUGGUCAAACAGUGGGAUGUAUUUAGCUUCUGGGGGAGAUGACAAACUGAUUAUGGUGUGGAAACGGGCUACGUACAUCGGCCCCAGCACCGUGUUCGGCUCCAGCGGUAAGCUUGCCAACGUGGAGCAGUGGCGAUGUGUCUCCAUCCUCCGGAGUCACUCAGGCGAUGUGAUGGACGUAGCUUGGUCUCCCCAUGACGCCUGGCUGGCCUCGUGCAGCGUGGAUAACACUGUUGUCAUCUGGAACGCUGUGAAGUUCCCAGAAAUUCUAGCUACUUUGAGAGGUCAUUCUGGCUUGGUGAAGGGGUUGACUUGGGACCCUGUUGGUAAAUACAUUGCUUCUCAAGCUGAUGACCGCAGCCUGAAGGUGUGGAGGACGCUGGACUGGCAGUUGGAGACUAGCAUCACCAAGCCUUUUGAUGAGUGUGGAGGGACGACACACGUGUUGCGACUCAGCUGGUCACCUGAUGGGCACUACCUAGUAUCUGCCCAUGCCAUGAACAACUCUGGCCCCACUGCCCAGAUCAUCGAACGGGAGGGCUGGAAGACUAACAUGGACUUUGUCGGGCACCGGAAAGCUGUGACUGUUGUGAAAUUCAACCCAAAAAUCUUCAAAAAGAAGCAGAAGAAUGGGAGUUCUGCGAAGCCCAGCUGCCCAUACUGCUGCUGUGCUGUUGGCAGCAAGGACCGUUCUCUCUCUGUCUGGCUCACCUGUCUGAAACGGCCUUUGGUUGUUAUCCAUGAGCUGUUUGACAAAUCCAUCAUGGAUAUUUCCUGGACUCUGAAUGGUCUGGGCAUUCUGGUGUGCUCCAUGGAUGGCUCUGUGGCAUUCUUAGAUUUCUCCCAGGAUGAGCUUGGAGACCCCCUGAGCGAGGAGGAGAAGAGCCGCAUUCACCAAUCUACCUAUGGCAAGAGCUUGGCCAUCAUGACCGAGGCCCAACUCUCCACAGCUGUCAUUGAGAACCCUGAGAUGCUCAAGUACCAGCGGAGGCAGCAACAACAGCAGCUGGACCAGAAGAGUACCACAGCCAGAGAGACGGGCUCAACUGCCUCUGUCGCUGGUGUCGUUAAUGGGGAGAGUCUAGAAGACAUCAGGAAGAAUCUUUUAAAGAAACAAGUUGAGACUCGGACGGCAGAUGGUCGGAGGAGAAUCACACCUCUCUGCAUAGCACAGCUGGACACCGGGGACUUCUCCACAGCGUUCUUUAACAGCAUCCCGCUCUCGGGCUCCCUGGUGGGCACCAUGCUCUCCUCUCAAAGCAGUCCACAGCUGCUGCCCCUGGACUCCAGUACCCCCAACUCCUUCGGCGCCUCGAAGCCUUCCAUAGAGCCUGUGGCGGCAGCCGGCACCAGGCCUGCAGGCGAUUCUGUCAGUAAGGACAGUGUGAACGCUACCUCUACUCCUGCUGCAUCAUCACCCUCCGUAUUAACAACCCCGUCCAAGAUCGAACCGAUGAAAGCAUUUGACUCUCGAUUCACCGAGCGGUCCAAAGCCACACCGGGUGCUCCUGCCUUGACCAGUGUGACUCCAACAGCCGUGGAAAGGUUGAAGGAACAGAACCUUGUGAAAGAGCUGAGGCCCCGGGACCUCCUGGAGAGCAGCAGUGACAGUGAUGAGAAGGUCCCUGUGACCAAGCCCUCCUCGCUGUCCAAGCGAAAACUGGAGCUCGAGGUGGAAACGGUGGAGAAGAAGAAGAAAGGGCGGCCUCGGAAGGACUCCCGGCUCAUGCCUGUGUCUCUGUCUGUCCAGUCCCCAGCUGCCCUGACUGCAGAGAAGGACACCAUGUGUUUGUCUGUACCAGCGCCUGCACUGAAGCUGCCCAUGCCGGGCCCCCAGAGAGCAUUCACCCUCCAGGUGAGCUCUGACCCCUCCAUGUACAUUGAGGUGGAGAAUGAAGUGACGGCCGUGGGGGGUGUGAAGCUGAGCCGCUUGAAGUGUAACCGGGAAGGGAAGGAGUGGGAGACGGUGCUCACGAGCCGGAUCCUCACUGCUGCCGGCAGCUGUGAUGUGGUGUGUGUCGCCUGUGAAAAGAGGAUGCUGUCAGUGUUCUCCACCUGUGGUCGCCGCCUCCUCCCUCCCAUCCUCCUGCCGUCCCCGAUCUCCACUUUGCACUGCACGGGCUCCUACGUCAUGGCGCUCACUGCUGCAGCCACACUGUCUGUCUGGGACGUUCACAGACAGGUGGUUGUUGUGAAAGAAGAGUCUCUACACUCCAUCUUGGCAGGCAGUGAUAUGACAGUGUCACAGAUCUUGCUGACACAGCAUGGAAUCCCAGUGAUGAACCUGUCUGAUGGGAAGGCAUACUGCUUUAAUCCGUCACUUUCUACUUGGAACCUGGUUUCUGACAAGCAGGACUCCCUGGCCCAGUGUGCGGACUUCAGGAGCAGCCUGCCUCCCCAGGACGCCAUGCUGUGCUCGGGACCCUUAGCCAUAGUCCAGGGUCGUGCCACCACUUCAGGAAGGCAGGCGGCCCGGCUCUUCUCCGUGCCUCACGUGGUGCAGCAGGAAACCACCCUGGCCUACCUGGAGAGUCAGGUCGCGGCGGCGCUCACGCUACAGUCCAGCCAUGAAUACCGCCAUUGGCUCCUCCUUUACGCACGGUACCUCGUGAACGAAGGGUUUGAAUACCGACUUCGAGAAAUAUGCAAGGACUUACUGGGUCCGGUUCACUACUCCACUGGAAGCCAGUGGGAGUCAACAGUAGUGCUUUGUCUGCUGUCUUCAACGGGAGAGGUGGUUCUGGAUUACCUGCGAAGUAGAGCUAUUUCCCCCCGCACACCUCACCUCCAGGGCAGCCUGAUAGACUGUCGGCUUGAGUGGGAGACAGGGUCUGCGGAAGAGGGAGCUGCUGAAGGAGUUGCUGCCAGUCAUCGGGCAGAACCUCCGCUUCCAGCGCCUCUUCACCGAGUGUCAGGAACAGCUCGACAUUCUGAGGGACAAGUAGCCUGCCCAGGCCAGCCCUGGCUGACGCAAGGGCAAGGCCACACUCUCACCGCUGAUGACACACAGGGCCGCCUCACACCUCAUCAGGCUACAGUAGGACGGGGAAACACUGGCAGGAGAUGGGCUGUCCUGCACCAGCGUCGGCCCAGCUCCCUUGGCGGACUUCCCCUCUGUCCUGGGCCUGUUGCUCCAUUGGAAGGGAGCAGCUCUGCCCACAACUCAUCCCUCCCUCCAGGACCCCUGUGCAGAGCUGGGGCUGGGGCUCUGCUCUGCUGCCCUGGGCUCGGUGAGGCGCUCCCAGGCCUGCCAUCUCCAGCACGGUCCCGAGGUGGACACUAGCCUCUGCCGCUGCAGGCGCUGUGCUGCUUCAGCUAUGACGAAUGAGCCAUUUGUGAACGAGAACCCUGAAACGUUAGGGUAUUAUGCAGUCAGUAGACUGACCCGAGACCUAUGUAAAAGGAAAGGCUAUUCCCACACACGGACUAUUUUUGUACUAGAAUUUGCUAACUUGUAAUAUGGAAUUUUCCUUUCAGCCAAUAAUCAGGAUUUCCCUAUAAGUCACUUGGACAUUGGUCACUUGUAGGAAAUUUAAACUCUAAUUAUGACAGCUACGUUGAAAAAUAAUUGUACUGAAAUUAACUUGUCUAUCUUCAUUUGGUUUUAAUUUUUAAAUGUUUGUAAAAAGAGACUGUUUUUUGAGGGAUGGGGCAGAGGGUGGGCGAUUUCUUUUGUAAGUAUAAAAUAAAUGAACACACAUUGGAUACCAAAUCAUCCUGGCUUCCCUUGCCUUUUCCUUCUGACUUCCACCUUCCUGCCAUCUGUGGACCCUUGUCCUAAAGUGGGCAGUGGCAGAACAUCAGAGCCAGAGGGAUCUUGGCCCCCAGCCCUUCACGCAGAUACUCGUUUUGCAGCAGGGUGGCUACGCCCUGGUCGUGCAGCAUCUCAGGCUGACCCGGGGCCGGUGGGGAGGCCACCUUGCACAUAUCUUCUCCCAAGCCAGACAUCGAGGCCCUUAGUUCUGGCUGCACUGUGCCCCAAGUCCCUGAUCCUGCUGUGCACCAAGGGCUGCAGCUGACUUGCCAAUUUCCUGGAGGGAAGUCAGUAGGUACCGACUCGGAUUUUCUGAAGAAUUAUCUGGAAGCUGGGAUUUUCUUAGAAAGUGGUCCAGAUGCUGACCCACAGGAGUGGAGAGUGCCAGAAUCACAGAUUCUUCAAACAUGGUGAGGGCUGAGUACCUUCACCUCUGGGUCCUGGACCUCAUUGUCACCUCCCUGCCGGAUUUGUAUGAUCCUAAGUCUGAGGAAGGAGGCCUGGACUUGGAAUCAGAAGGCCUGGGUGACUGGCCACUGACAUCCCCUCUGUGGCUGCUUCCCUGCCUAGUGACCGUCCCAAUGCUUGUCUCACUCAGAUGUCAAGUGGCUGGAUGGGACCCAGGCCCACACACAUGCCUGACAAAGCCAAUGCAGAGUGCACGUGGGCAUGAGUGUCUUAAAACCCAGGCUGCAAGUGUGAGCUUUUCUUUAAAAAAUGAGAAGCCAGAGAUGGUGUGCAGAUCAGGCAGCUCCCCUGGCAAUUCUGGAGCAUUGCAUUGAUACCUGUGGAGCCAUAGGAUGCACACGGCCUCAGGACUGACAAGUCUGUCUGGGGUCCAAACCAGCAAAAAUCUGGGCCUCGCUUUUCAGCUGUCAAAUGGAGAUGGGGUUAAGAAAACCUGCAUGGUUGUGAGGAUUAACAGGGAUCACAUAGGCAAAGUCCUGGCACUUAGCAAACAUUCCCUUGAAGAAACUUUGACAAAUCAGUGUUUUUACACUACUAUUUAGAGAGGAGAGAUAUGAGAAGCAGAAUGAGUGGUCGGGGACUUCUGCUUCUUACCAAAAUGGAGUAACAGGAACGAAAUUGACCCUCCUGCCUGAAACAACCAAAGGAACCAGUCAAAAUACGUGAAACAAUGGUCUUAAGACACUGGAUGUCUGAAAACAAAGGACAGUGAUCCCUGGGAGAUGGAAAACAAGCAAAAUGAGCCCCACAGUUGCCCCAGCUCACUACCUGGAGAGAGUUUCCAGGCUACAGGAAAGGGAGAGGAAGCUGAAGCAGAGCCCAGUGGACUACUUGAGCUGAGGAAGCUGAGAGCCCAGGGAGACCAAGGCAGCUGGAGUUCACGGGACAGAAUACCAGAAAGGAGGAAGCUCCACGGAGACACCCUGGAGCUCAGCAGAGCGAGUGAGGACGCAUCGGUGCAUACACCUGAGGAAACGGUGAGGCCAGGCAAAGAACCAUCUGAAAGGAUAUGGGUGAAAAUUACCAGCUGUCACUCAGGGCUGGGAGUAAUGCCUGUUCCUACCAACCAGACUGGAAAAACUCAUAGCUCACAGGCUUAUGACAGAGUACUCAGGAAGUCUUGCCUCCGUAUUAGAGAAUAAUUAGAGCACUGCUCCAGAUCCAUCUAACAAAAAAUAAAAGCCAGAUGCCAAAGGAUCAAACUGUUUCCAAGUAAUUAAUUACAUUGCAAAGCAACGUUCAAGAGGAUUUAUGAGAAUACAAAAGUAUGCAACAUCCAUCAAGGUAAAGUUCACAAUGUCUGGCAUCCAAACAAAGAUGACCAGGCGCACACACAAGCAGGAACGCAACCCCAAAUGAGGAAUGUAAUCAAUCUGACGCAUCAGAACCGACCUGAACUCACACAGAUAUUAGAAUUAGCAGAGAAAGGCGUUAAAAUGGUUAUUAUAACACUUCUUUAUAAUGAUGAUUGUAACAAUUCCUUUUUGAACUUAUGUUCAAAAAGUUAAGUGGAAACAUAGAAGACCAUAACUAGAAAGUCACAAUCAAACUUAAAGAGAUGAAAACUAUAACAUGGAGAUGAAACAGUACAUGGGACAGGAGAAAUGGCAGAUUAGAUAUUGCAGAAGAAAAGAUAGUGAAUUUGAAGGCAUACUGAUAAAAAUGCUCCAAAACAGAAAAAAUUAAAAGAGGAAAGAAAAGAAAAUAGCAUUAGUAAGCCAUGGAUCAAUGUUGAGUAGCCCUAAUAUACAAGAUGGAAGUCCUCAAAGGAGAGGUGAGAGAAGCAGGUGACAGAAAAAAGUAUUUGAAGAAAUAAUGGCCAAAAACGUGCUCCACCCCUUCCUGCUCUCCCUUAUGCCCCUGCAAGUGGCCCCUGUGCCACUGCCCAUUUUCCCCUCACCCCUACCCCUGCCAUGCCUGCUGACCUCCCUACCCCUGUCCACUGGUGUCCCGCACCUUCCCACUACCUCUACUUGCUGAACUUGUUCACAAGCAGAACACCGGGGGCCUGUGCUUUCCUGGGCUGGGACUCCCUGGGUCUUGUCUCACAGUUCUGACCUGAUUACCUUGGUCAUCUCCCCACUUCGGCUUUCAGAUCACUGUGAGGAGUCAAGAGCCCUUCACUAAUCAGGUCGGUGCAGCGGGAGCUUGUGUAUACAUGCAGCAGGCACACAGGCACACUCGAGAGAAAAAGCAAAAUCCGUCAGCUCUUCCCACGCUGGAUCUGUGUCGCUGUCCUCUCACACACGUGGCAAAUGUUUUCUCCAGAUUGUUCUUCAUCUUUAAAUUGUAUUUGUGUGUUGACUUAAGUUUCUAAUUGUUGUGAAAUUUAAUUGCUGUUCUUUUGUGAUGCCUUUAACUAUUUUAAGCUUUACCAAAGACAUGUGAUGGCAAAUGAAAAAGCUCAUGAAAAGAUGCUCAACAUCAUAAAUCAUUCAGAACAUGCAACGUAAAACCAUAAUGACAUAACAAUACAUACCUAUCAGAAUUGCAUUAAAUUUUAAAAAACGUACAAUACUGACUAUGGAUGAGAAUGUGGAACAACUGGAACUUUCAUACAUUGCUAGCACGAAGGCAAAAUAGUAUAGUCACUUUGAUAAAGAGUUUGACAGCUCCUCGUACAGUUAAACACACACUUACUGUAGGACCCAGGUAUUCCACUCCUAGGUUAUUGUUUCUGUUUUUGUUUUAAGAUACAGAACAUUUUCCACACCAUGAGGAUGCCUCAUGUUGCCCUUUAAAAAACAAUAAUAACAUCUUUACUGAGAUGUAAUUUGCAUAACAUGCAGUUCACCUGUUUAAAGUGUACAAUUAAUUCAAUCACUUUUAGUACAGUCACUUUUAGAACAUUUUCAUCAUAUUGAAAAGAAACCCUAUACCUUUUAUCAUGCCCCAUCCCCCACCCCCAUUAUCCCUAAGCAACCACCAGUCUACUUUCUGUGUAUAUUUACCUAUUCCGGAUAUUUCAUAUAAAUGGAAUCAUAGAACACAUGGUAUUUUGUGACUAGUUUCUUUCUUUAGCAUAAUUUUUUCAAGGUUCAACCAUGUCAUACCAUGUAUCAGUACUUUGCUCCUUUUUAUGGUCAAAUAAUACUCCAUUGUACAGAUAAACCACAUUUUGCUUAUCUAGUCAUCACUGAUGGACAUUCAGGUUGCUUCCACCUUUUGGUGAUUAUGCAUGAUACUGCUAAUAAACAUUUGUGUACAA